Messenger RNA from Pyrus x bretschneideri (Chinese white pear), 387 nucleotides. RefSeq names its product glycine-rich cell wall structural protein 2-like. NCBI's taxonomy places the organism in Eukaryota, Viridiplantae, Streptophyta, Magnoliopsida, Rosales, Rosaceae. Bases 1 to 387 code for a protein of 128 amino acids. The record is from RefSeq and is a predicted model, not a curated record. The transcript has a single exon.
AUGGUGGUGAAGGCGAUGACAUUAGCAGUGGUGGUGGAGUCGACUUCAAUGAUGGUGAUGGCAACAACAACUGUAAGUUAUGGUGGUGGUGCCAAUAAUGAGGUGUGGUGGUUGGGGUGCAGAGGUUACAAUGGUGGUAACGGUUGUGGGGGUUGUGGUGGUAGUGGUGGAGGUGGUGACAAUAAUGGCGACAGUGACGACAACGGAUGGUGGUGCAAUUGUAGUGCUAGUGGUGUUGGUUGUUGUGGUGGUGGAGGUGGUGAUGAGUAUGGUGGCAGUAGUGGUGAUGACGAUGAUGAUGACAGUGGUGAUGUAAUGUUAGUUAUUGUAGUGGUAGGUGAUGGCAAUAACUUUGUUCUCCAAGAGAAAAUAUAUGUAGAAGCAUAA